Paramecium sonneborni is the source of this 552-nucleotide messenger RNA. Lineage: Eukaryota; Ciliophora; Oligohymenophorea; Peniculida; Parameciidae. The record is from the annotation of a GenBank genome assembly.
AUGCUCCAAGAAUUCCGACAAAUUUAGAAAUAGUUUCUUUGGUAAAAUUUUCAGGAAACUAAAUUGCUUUAAUAAGAAUAAUAGAACUACAUUAAUUUGAAGCUAUUUUGCUCUGUUAUUUUAUUCAAAUUUAAUAAUUUGAAUACAUAUAAAAAAUUAAAUCAAAAAUAAUUUGCAAAGAUCAUGGUUUAUAAUUGGGAUCUAAUAAGACAGAAUUAAGACAUUCAGAUACGUUACAUCAAAUUUGAUAGGAUAUUGAAUGACCAUAAUAAAAGUCUUUUUUAAUAUAUAAAAGUAUAUCACAUUGAAACUAAAAUUGAAAAUUUAUAUUAUUUAAAGGAGAUAGUUUUAGCGAUUUAAAUUUAUUUAAGCAUACGGAUUUUAUAAAUUACAUGUAAUCUAGACAAUAAAUUUUUCCACACGGUAAAAAUAAUUUAGAAGACUUUAACAUCAACGUGGAAGAAUUGCAAUCAAAUAUUUAGGAUAAGUUUCUUAAUUAUUAUGUUAACACAAAUAAAAUCAUGGUUUUAUUAAACUUUUAUAUAAUACUGA